AUGAGACGCGAUAAAGAGCUCACUUACAUUACUCUUGCAUUAAAAUCAUUUGUCUUUAUUCUACUUGUCUUUAUCCUCGCCAUCUUCAAUGGACCAAACCUGUUCAUCUUCAAUGCGUUGAUUAGGGCACUUGCCGAGAAUUCCCGUUUUGAAAGCUCAAUUUUUCAUUAUGGUCUGAUUUUGAGGAUGAAUAUUCGUCCUAACCGGCUAACUUUCCCAUUCGUGAUGAAGUCUGCUGCGGCAUUGCUCUCGGGCAGCCUUGGGGCUACUUUCCAUGGUCAAAUCUUGAAGCUCGGGCUUGAGUUCGAUUCAUUUGUUAGAGUGUCCUUGGUUGAUAUGUACGUGAAAGCCGAUGGUUUGGUUCAUGCUUUGCAGGCGUUUGAUGAAAGUCCCGGAAGAAAUAAGCUUGGGAGCAUCCUGCUGUGGAAUGUUUUGAUUAAUGGGUGUUGCAAGGCAGGUGACGUCGGGAAGGCCAUAGAGCUUUUUGAGGCAAUGCCUGAGCGGAAUACUGGUUCUUGGAAUAGUUUGAUUAAUGGGCUUAUGAGAAACGGAGAGGUGGCUCGAGCAAAGGAGCUUUUCAACCAAAUGCCAGAGAGAAAUGUGAUUUCUUGGACUACAAUGGUUACUGGAUUUUCUCAGAGUGGAGACCAUGAAAAAGCUUUGUCCAUGUUUUUUAGAAUGCUAGAGGAGGGUGUGAGGCCGAAUGAUCUCACUGUUGUGUCUGCCUUUUCUGCUUGUGCAAAACUUGGAGCCCUUAAUUCUGGGGAAGGAAUUCACAAGUACGUUUCUAACAAUGGCUUCCAGUUGAAUAAAGCAAUUGGAACUGCUCUGGUGGACAUGUAUGCAAAAUGUGGGGACAUUGAAUCUGCCAGUGUGGUGUUUAAUGCGAUAAAACAAAAGGACCUUCUCACUUGGAGUGUGAUGAUAUGGGGUUGGGCAAUUAAUGGACGUUUUGAGCAAGCUCUCCAUUGUUUCAAUGAUAUGAAGGCUAGAGGAAUCAAUCCAGAUGAGGUUGCCUUUCUUGCCAUCUUAACUGCAUGUUCACAUUCUGGGGAGGUGAAUCAGGGAUUCAACUUCUUCAAAAGCAUGAGGCUUGACUACUCUAUAGAGCCUACCAUGAAACAUUAG
Messenger RNA from Malania oleifera, 1128 nucleotides. Its product is annotated as pentatricopeptide repeat-containing protein At1g04840-like. Gene Ontology annotation, biological process: RNA modification. Gene Ontology annotation, molecular function: protein binding; RNA binding. The coding region runs from base 1 to 1128 and encodes 375 amino acids. The record is from RefSeq and is a predicted model, not a curated record. The transcript has 2 exons. NCBI's taxonomy places the organism in Eukaryota, Viridiplantae, Streptophyta, Magnoliopsida, Santalales, Ximeniaceae.